Messenger RNA from Ostertagia ostertagi, 1026 nucleotides. Lineage: Eukaryota; Metazoa; Nematoda; Chromadorea; Rhabditida; Trichostrongylidae. The record is from the annotation of a GenBank genome assembly.
AUGAAAUGGAAGAGAGGACUUCAGCCACUGCCGCAAGGCUCAUCAAAUCAGCUGAAGCUUUCGGUAGGAGGUGAAGAUUCACCAGAGGAGGAUGACGACUACAAUGACCUUAGACACAGCAUUCAUAUGUGGCAUCUCCAUGGGCCGGAAUCCGAAGAGUUUGCGGCUGUGGAUCCAGAUGGCGUUUUGUCUGUUGAACGAGUGCAGUCUAUUAUCGCAGGGCAAGGAUUGUUAUUUACACCACUCAAUGAAGGAUCGUUUGUUGAAGAGGUUUUCUCUGAAAAAGGUCCAAAAUCUCACAAUGGCUACCUCUUUGGUGCAAAAAUUGGAGAAGGGUCGUAUGCAAAAGUUAAGGAAGUCGUUGACGAAACGACAUUAGUUCGACGCGCCGUGAAGAUAAUCAAGCACAAUCGGUUGCGAAAGAUUCAGAACGGCCAAGAGAAUGUGGAACGAGAACUGAGGAUUCUCAAUAGGGUUAAGCAUGAGAAUGUCAUUCGGUUGAUAGAGGUGUUCCGGCGGGAAAACAAGAACAAACUCUAUGUGGUGAUGGAAUUCUGCAUGGGUUCUGUUCAGCAGCUCCUCGACACGUCGUAUGAGAACAGGCUCUGUGACGCGGAUACUCACCGGUAUUUCGUCGACUUGAUAAAGGGCCUCGAAUAUCUCCACUCUGUCGGGAUUGUUCAUAAGGAUAUCAAACCGGCUAAUCUCUUAAUAUCGUUAGAUUACACACUGAAGAUAUCCGAUUUUGGAGUUGCUGAGGAGUUGUCGUUAUACCAGAAAGACGAUUCGUGUCAAGUGGUGCAAGGCACUCCGAAAUUCCAAGCUCCCGAGCUGGUCUCGGGAAAUACCGAAUGUUACAGCGGAUUCGCUUCGGAUUUGUGGUCUUGUGGUGUUACGCUGUACAAUAUGAUCUCAGGAUUAUAUCCCUUCGAAGGAGCGGUUAUAAUGCGUCUUUUUGACAACAUUGCUCAUGGCGAAUUAGUGAUGCCGACAAAUGUGGAGCUCCACAAAGAUUUAGUAGUGUAA